GGACACGAUUAGCAGAUUAAGAAGGCCGGGCAAUGAUUUUCUUUGCAGAAUUAUUCCACCUCUAUCACAGCAGCCAUGGAAAUCCUAACGGCCCUCCUGCUCUCAUGGCCGUACAUCGUGGGGUCAGCGACCGUGUAUUUCACAACUCUCAUUUUCUACCGUUUGUUCCUCCAUCCUCUAGCCAAAUUCCCAGGUCCAAAAGUAGCAGCCAUAACUCGAUAUUAUGAAGCUUAUUACGACAUCGUCCAGAAUGGCCAGUACAUCUUCAGAAUCCAAGAGCUGCACAAGAAAUAUGGCCCAAUCAUCCGAAUCAGUCCGUACGAACUUCACAUCCUAGACUCGGCCUUCUACGAGAAGCUAUAUUGCCAGGAAGGACGCUGGGAGAAGUACUCCUGGGCUUAUGAUGCCUUUGGAGUAAAAGAUUCAAUCAUAUCCACUGCGAACCACGAGUUGCAUAAAGCCCGGCGGCAGCCACUGGAUGCCUAUUUCUCCAAGACGAAAGUAGCUAACCAACAAGCACUAAUCCUGCGGAAUCUGGAAAAGCUUUGUAGCCGGCUUUCCAAGGUUUCCGGUUCAAGAAAACCCAUCAAUCUCGGAGCUGCCCUCAGCGCCUUUACCAGAGAUGUGUCGACCGAGUUCAUGAUUGGUAAAAGCUACAAUGAUCUUGACCAUGAGGACUUCAACAUCGCCUUGACGAAUAUGACGACAACAGGCUUUGGUUUCAUCUGGCGCAUGACCAAGCAUAUAACUUGGUUUGGUCCCGCAAUGAAAGCUAUACCCUUCGACUGGGCGAUGAAACUUUCAAACGACGAUACCAAAGCCUUCCUCAGUAUGUUAAGAACCAGUGAACAGGACACAAAGGAACUCAUGGCAGCCGCAACCUCACCUAGCCCAGAUGAGAAGGCCCAACGUACCAUAGUCCACGAAAUAAUGGACUCCAGCCUGCCUACCUCAGACAAGUCCUUCGAACGCGUUGCCGGGGACGUAGCCACCGUGACCAGCGCCGGUUUCGAGACAACUUCCUCCGCUUUGCGAUUAAUCAUCUACCACGUUUUCAGCAAGCCCGACAUCCUUCAGCGACUCCGAACCGAGCUUGCAACGCUUGGUUCUGCAGAUAAAUUCGAGUGGAGAAGACUAGAACAGCUAUCCUAUCUGACUUCAGUAUUGAUGGAAGGCCUGCGCAUGAGUCCCGGUGUCGUUUCACGCCUGGCACGCAUCGCUCCAGAUAGAGACAUUAUGUACAAAGAAUGGGUUAUACCUGCUGGUACACCUGUCGGGAUGUCCGUUUUAACUUUGCAUAUGGACAAGACGUUGUAUCCGGACCCAAGACAUUUUGACCCUGAUCGUUGGAUGGAUCUUGAGGUGCGGAAGAGGGCGGACAAGGUGUUUGCGCCGUUCUCGAAAGGAACUAGGAUGUGCAUUGGCAUGUAUCUUGCGUGGGCCGAAAUGUAUUUGGUUCUCGCCACUCUGGUGCAACAAUUCAACUUUGAAUUCGAAGGAGCCAGCGCGAAGGACUUUGUAUGCUCGAGCGAUGAAUUCAGUCCUGGGACUAGUAGUUUGGCUGUUCUGAAGGUCUUCGUUACUCCGUAUGAGGGCUGAUAUGAGUUUCUUCUUAGAGUGAGUCGAUAGGUUGAUUGGUAGGUUUAGUUUGGGGAUCAUAGCCAGGAAGAGUUGAAUUCCUAGAAAACCUAAUGUUUUAUG
This is a messenger RNA of Mollisia scopiformis, 1701 nucleotides long. RefSeq names its product cytochrome P450. Gene Ontology annotation, molecular function: monooxygenase activity; iron ion binding; heme binding. The transcript has 4 exons. Lineage: Eukaryota; Fungi; Ascomycota; Leotiomycetes; Helotiales; Mollisiaceae. Bases 76 to 1599 code for a protein of 507 amino acids. The record is from RefSeq and is a predicted model, not a curated record.